CCUAAGCUUUCUCAUUCCUUGCUUCAUGCCUAGUCAGAUUCUGAAACGGCAAUCAUGCACAGACUGCAAGACAGGAUACUGGAACACGCGGGAGAAUUAUUACGAGCACACCAGUUUGCCGCUGAAAUCGACUGUAAUUUUUCUGUUGCAGAUCGGUAUUACCGUGUACCUGAGUCAGAUUGGGAGUUUCGUUCCUGCGGAGGAAGCGACAAUCGGACCAAUGGACGCAAUAUACGCUAUCACGUGCACUGAAACACUCGCCGCCCUCGAUCGUUCCUCUGAUUCUCUAAGUCUCAACUUGGUCUUAGUUGCUCUCAGGUUUUCAACAGAAAGGUCUCUAAUUCUCUUGGAUGAAUUUGCUCACUCUAUCGGAAAGGCAAGCGUUUGUGUAACUGAAGCAUCAGCGCUAACAACAGCAAUAAUCGAGCACUUGUUGAAAUCGAGCAAUCCCCAUGUGGUGGCUACUACGCACGACUACGAUAUGUUGAACCUCUUGAAACAUCAGGCUGACAUUAAAUUCAC
Messenger RNA from Opisthorchis viverrini, 522 nucleotides. RefSeq lists its product as hypothetical. The record is from RefSeq and is a predicted model, not a curated record. The transcript is spliced from 3 exons. The annotation marks the transcript as partial. Lineage: Eukaryota; Metazoa; Platyhelminthes; Trematoda; Opisthorchiida; Opisthorchiidae. Gene Ontology annotation, biological process: mismatch repair. Gene Ontology annotation, cellular component: nucleus. Gene Ontology annotation, molecular function: mismatched DNA binding; ATP binding; ATP-dependent DNA damage sensor activity.